AUGGGGGGUGAUGGGUUCGCAGAGGAUUCGGACGGGGUUUCAAUGUAUGAGAACGGAGCUAAAGGUAAAGAUAAAGGUUCGACGAAGGAGGAUGAGUAUUUUCAGAUGCAGGUAGCGACAGGAGUGUCUGGAGGCUUGAGCCAUAAAAGGUUAUCAAGGCAGUUCGAGAGCAGGGAUUCAGCACAAGAUUCGAUCAACCGAUAUGUUGCUACGGUCUGUUGCUGUGUUGUGUCGCUGUUUGUGUGGUGUUGCUAUGCGUAUGGGGGUCUUGCAAAGGAUUUGGAGUAUUUUGAAGAUUUCGAGGUUGAGGGAAAGGCCGUUGGAGCUUUCAGCCAACGUACAAAUUUGAAGAUAUCCUGCUCAACCAGAGCAAGGCCACCAGCCAGUCUGAUACUCAUACUCUGGGCUAGAGACGCCGCCACAAAUAGGAACCGUUCAACCAACACAGGUUCAAUUCAACUAGUUGUCUCUACUGCGUUACGUGCCCAGGAGCUGUCCCCCGAGAGGUGA
Messenger RNA from Paracoccidioides lutzii Pb01, 510 nucleotides. RefSeq lists its product as hypothetical. Bases 1 to 510 code for a protein of 169 amino acids. The transcript is spliced from 2 exons. The record is from RefSeq and is a predicted model, not a curated record.